Messenger RNA from Macrobrachium nipponense, 737 nucleotides. RefSeq lists its product as uncharacterized. NCBI's taxonomy places the organism in Eukaryota, Metazoa, Arthropoda, Malacostraca, Decapoda, Palaemonidae. The transcript is spliced from 2 exons. The record is from RefSeq and is a predicted model, not a curated record. Bases 1 to 534 code for a protein of 177 amino acids.
AUGAGAGACACAAUACUAUCAGCCGUGAAACAGUGGAAACAACCAACCAUGGUACCUUUGAUCGUAGUCCUGUUGGUAGCCUUGGUCGCUGAUGCUGAUCCUGGAAUUGGCUUAGGUAUCGGAGGCUUAGGCCUAAAUGGUGGAUUAGGAGGUGGAUUCGGCGCCGCUGGUGGACUCUUGAGUGCUGGAAACUAUGCCAAUGGAUUCAGCCACUCAAAUGGAUACAAUCAUGGAAACCACUUCCUCAAAGGCUUUGGAGGAGCUGGUGGGCUGAAACAUGGUCAUCUCAACAAGCAUUUCCUCGGCAAACGAAGUGCUGAUCCAGAGCCUGGAUUACUCGGAAUUGGAGGCUUAGGCCUAAAUGGUGGUUUAGGAGGUGGAUUUGGCGGUGCUGGUGGGCUCUUGAGUGCUGGAAACUAUGCCAACGGUUUCAGCCAUUCCAAUGGAUACAGUCAUGGAAACCACAUUGGAGGAGGAUUCAAGAAACUGGGAGGUCUUGGAGGCGGUCAUCUUAACAAAUACUUCCUCGGGUAGUCAGGUGCCGAUCCAGACCCUGAAUCUUAGUAAGGAUUCCAGGUAGUCACUGGAAGGCUUUUCUCAAUGGUUGCUAAUGGAAGCGAAUGAUGUAGAAAUACCCCUUACACGAGUAGCAUGAGUCCAGACAUUAAUGAUAAUUGUUAAGGAUAGUUUUUUGCUAUAACUUGAAUCUAUGAAAAUACACGUAUAUUUUUGCAACA